AUGGUGGCAACGAAGUCUAUAUCGUGCAAUCCCCUCCCCAUCCACACUCUACCUUUCACACCCUCAGGCGAAGGCGUCGCGGGUGCUGCUGUGCCUGGUGGCGGCCUCCGUGCUCCUCGCGCUGCUGCCCUGCGCGGUUCACUCCGCCGACUCCGCCAACGUCGCUCUCCCUCUCGCCCCUCCCUCGCUCCCCCCCCCUCGCCCCUCCCUCGCCCCUCGUGCGCCGCUGCUCCCGCCACGCCAGGAGCGUGCAAGAAGGAGAUCGCGGAGUUCUGCGGCGAUCUGACGGUGGGCAAUCGGACGGUGGAGAGGUGCCUGACGGGGCAGGUGCAGCUGCUCAAAUCCAAGGGCGGACAAGGGGCAGGGAGCAUAUCGCCGGGGUGUCUACAGGAGGUAUACCAGUUCAAGAUAGAGCUCUACAAGAACAUCUCCCUCAAUAACGACAUGGCGGAGGCGUGCAGGGGCGACAUACAGCAGUACUGCAACGACGGCUUCCUCUACCCCGAACCCGGCAACGUCCUUGCCUGCCUCAGGGAGACGAGGGGGGCGGGGAAGCUAUCGGAGGGGUGUGGGGAGGCGGUGUUGGAGGCGGAGGAGGAUGCGGCGGGGGACUUCCGCAUGGACCCGCAGCUGCACGCCCUCUGCUCCAACGACGCCGCCCGCCUCUGCAAGGACGUCGCCCCGGGGGAAGGCCGCGUGCAGGACUGCCUGAGGCAGCACCGCAGCAGUGUGAACUGGGACUGCCAGGCGGAGCUGUUCCGGCAGGAGGUGGAGAGCGCCGAUGACAUCCGCCUCAACGUGCGCCUCUUCAAAGCGUGUCUGGAGGACAAGAGGCGGUUCUGUGCGGACGUGGUGCCGGGGGACGCCAGAGUGAAGGACUGCCUGGAGACGCACCGCCACGACUCCGACUUCUCCAAACCCUGCAAGGAGGAGGUGGAGAGGAUGAUGGAGCGCCGAGCCUCUGACUUCCGCCUUGACCCCGGGCUGCGCAAGUACUGCCACCGUGACAUUGUCGAGACGUGCUACCCGGACGCGGACGACAUAAGCGACGUGGCGUCGUGGGACAGCCGGGUGAUAGAGUGUCUGCAGGACUACCGGCGGGAGCUCAAGGACCCGCGCUGCCGCCAGCAGGUGCACCUGCUCACACAGAGGGCUGCUGAGGACAUGCGCUUCGACCACCCGCUGCAGCAGGCCUGCCAGGAGGACCGUGAGGUGGUGUGUGCGGGGGUGCCGGACGGCAAUGCGCGGGUGUUCAUGUGUCUGCAGGAGAAUCGCCAGAAGCUCAAACCCGUCUGCCGCACCGCACUCUUUGAGCAGGAGAUACGGUACGCGGAGGACAUCGACUUCAAGUUCCCCAUGCGCCAGGCCUGCCAGGACGAGCUGCUGCGCCUCUGCAAGGACGAACAGGGUGGGGGCGACACGAUAGCUUGUCUACAGAAGCACGAGGAGGACGAGGAUAUGGGCGAGCAGUGCAAGAAGGAGGUCAAGAAGGAUGAGGAGCGCAGCGCACACGACUUCCGGCUGAACUACAAGUUGAACCGAGCGUGUUUCAGCGACGUGCAGCACCUGUGCAUGCACUCGUGCGAGCCCAGGAACGACUCCUUCACCACCGCGGGUGGCCCCUCGGGCGACCAGUGCGGCGGCCGCGUGCUGCAGUGCCUGGCGGGCAACGCCUCGCUCAUCGCCAGCCCCGAGUGCAGGGAGGAGGUGGCGUACUUUGAGCGGCGCGAGGUGGGCGAUGUCAUGCUCGACGUGCCACUGCAGCGCGCGUGCGUGGACGACAUCGGUGCGCUGUGCGGGCUGCAGCGCGACCACAGCAAGGUGCUGUCGUGCCUGCGGCAGCACCGCGCACAGCUCAAGCCGGAGUGCCGGGACGAGGAGGUGCGGUUCUCAGCCAUGGAGGCAUCUGACAUCCGCCUCACGCCCUCGCUCAUGAACGCCUGUGGGCUCGAGCUGCAUGCCUUCUGCCGCGGCGUGCCGCCCAGCGAGGGCAAGGCGUUCCGCUGCCUGCAGACCAGCCUGGGCCAGGAGAGCAUGGGGGUGGCGUGUCGCUCUGAGGUGGCGCUGCAGACGGUGCGCGAGUCACAGUUCUACCUUGCUGACGUGGCGCUGGCACUGCAGUGCCAGGUGGACAUCGCCAAGACUUGCAGCGCGGCGGCCAACAGCACGGCGGACGGCGACGGGGAGGUGAUAGCGUGCCUGGUGCAGCACUACGAUGGGCUCUCCGGGAAAUGCCAGACCGAGGUGGCAUACCUGGUGCGCAUGGCGCUGUGGGUCUACCACCCCGCCAACAACCUCACCAUGCCGUGCGCGGCUGACAUCGCCGCCCUCUGCCCCAACGCCACCUCCACCAUCUCCACUGCGGUGUCGCAUGCGGCGCAGGGAGUGGUGGUGGCGGCGGUGGGGCAGUGCCUGGUGGACCAGCCGCUGGCCAAGCUGAGCAGCGAGUCGUGCCGGCAGCUGGUGGCCGUGGUGGGCGUGGCGGGCGCGCAUGUGGGCGGGGUCGUGGACGAGGCCCGCCUUGAAGCCACUCUCGCUGAGAUCGCUCAGCUCCUGGUACUAUCAUUUCUGCCUCACUGUCCCACCUCGCCAUUGCUCCCCACCUUUGCCCCUUCCUCUCUUCUCCACGCCCGCACUUGCAUUUCUCCUGCACUGCCCAAUGCUCUCCUCUCUCUGAACGUGCAGCUGGGAGCUUUGGAGCAGCAGCAGCAGCAGGGGGGGGCGGGCGGCGUAGUGCUGACGGGGUGGACGGCGCUGCUGGCAGUGCUGGCGCUCUCCAUGCUGCUCAUUGGUGCCGGCAUCUAUGCCCACCAACGCUUCUUCAGCCCCACACGCAACUACACUCUAGUUGUGCAGGAGGGAGGUGUCAAGGAGGGGGACGUGUGA
Messenger RNA from Closterium sp. Naga37s-1, 2886 nucleotides. The record is from the annotation of a GenBank genome assembly. NCBI's taxonomy places the organism in Eukaryota, Viridiplantae, Streptophyta, Zygnematophyceae, Desmidiales, Closteriaceae.